AUGGAUUUUGACAGUCUCAACAGGCAGGCACAUGACUUAGUGCAUGUUGCAUCUUCACUUUUCCAAAAAGUGCCUGGCUCUGCUGUUUUGAUUCGCUACAUACAAUCGAGCUACCAGAACGACCCUGUUCGAUCUGCCAUCGAGCUUAUUCUGGUGCUGUUCUUUAUCCGAUAUCUGCUGUCGCCAUCAUACUCGACGCACAAGCAGAACUUUGUCAAACUCAAAGAAGAUGUUCGCCUGCGUUACCUGCUGCUCGAGAUUGAAGAGCUAGUGGACGACUGGAUCCCGGAGCCGCUAGUUGCUGAACAGACCGCAUUGGAGGAAACUGAGAACGAGAAGCUCCCUAUUAUUGUUGGUCCAACGGGACCGAAAGUGAAGCUAUCCACUGGACGAACGGUUACAAACCUCGCCUCAUACAACUUCUAUAACUUCAAUUCGAAUGAACAGAUCAAGGAAAAGGCGAUCCAGACUCUUCGCACUUAUGGUGUUGGACCCUGUGGCCCACCCCAGUUCUACGGCACGCAGGACGUCCAUGUCAAAGCAGAAGCGGACAUCGCCGAAUAUCUUGGUACGGAGGGCUGCAUCGUAUACGCCCAAUCGUUUUCUACAAUCUCUAGUGUCAUUCCGACAUUUUGUAAGAGAGGAGAUGUCAUCAUUGCGGACAAGGGUGUCAACUACUCCAUCCGCAAAGGACUCCAGGCUUCGCGAAGCAAUAUUAAAUGGUACAACCACGGCGAUAUGGAGGACUUGGAAAGAGCUAUGAAAACUGUUGUCAAGGAACAGAGCAAACUCAAGAAACUGACUCGUCGCUUCGUCGUGACAGAAGGACUAUUCGAAACGACUGGCGAUGCUACCGAUUUACCUAAACUCGUCGAACUAAAGGAAAGAUACAAAUUCAGAAUUAUCUUGGAUGAAACCUGGUCGUUCGGUGUCCUUGGACGUACAGGGCGCGGUCUGACGGAAGCUCAAAAUGUCGAUCCUCAACAGGUGGACAUGAUUGUCGGGUCUCUUUCUGGCCCUCUCUGUGCUGGUGGUGGCUUCUGUGCUGGUGCAAAGGAUGUCGUUGAACACCAGAGAAUCACCUCCUCUGCUUACACCUAUUCAGCAGCCCUGCCAGCCAUGCUGGCGAUGACAGCUAGCGAGACUGUGCAUAUUUUGCAGUCGAGCCCUGAUAUUGUGAACCAGUGCCGCGAGAACAUCAGGACUAUGAAGCUUCAGUUGGACCCUCGCAGUGAAUGGGUCACAUGCACGAGCAAUCUCGACAAUCCCAUCAUGCUCUUGGUCUUGAAACCUGAGGUGAUCCAGUCACGCAAUCUCAGCAUUGAUGACCAAGAACGCCUGCUGAUGGACUGUGCUGACGAGUCAUUGGCUAAUGGUGUAAUGAUUUCUCGCCUCAAAACUCGCAUGUAUGCCAACAUCAUGACGGCAAAGACGAAUGACUGGUUCGUGCAACCCGCUCUCAAAGUCUGUAUAACAUCGGGGCUAUCGAAAAAAGACAUCGAGAAAGCUGGCGUUACCAUCCGAAAUGCAAUCAGCAAAGUCAUGACGCGGAAGCCAACCGCCAAAGCUAUCUGA
Molecule: messenger RNA, 1575 nt
Organism: Cordyceps militaris CM01
Lineage: Eukaryota; Fungi; Ascomycota; Sordariomycetes; Hypocreales; Cordycipitaceae
Product: serine palmitoyl CoA transferase subunit LcbA
Exons: 4
Coding region: 1-1575 (524 amino acids)
Biological process (GO): ceramide biosynthetic process; sphingosine biosynthetic process
Cellular component (GO): endoplasmic reticulum
Molecular function (GO): pyridoxal phosphate binding; serine C-palmitoyltransferase activity
Source: RefSeq, a predicted model, not a curated record